Arachis stenosperma is the source of this 1176-nucleotide messenger RNA. RefSeq lists its product as uncharacterized. The record is from RefSeq and is a predicted model, not a curated record. The transcript is spliced from 2 exons. Gene Ontology annotation, biological process: DNA repair; telomere maintenance. NCBI's taxonomy places the organism in Eukaryota, Viridiplantae, Streptophyta, Magnoliopsida, Fabales, Fabaceae. Gene Ontology annotation, molecular function: DNA helicase activity. Bases 1 to 1176 code for a protein of 391 amino acids.
AUGAGUGGAUUGUUCUUUAUUUAUGGGUAUGAUGGAACUGGAAAGACUUUUCUUUGGAACUCGUUAUCCGCUUCAAUUAGAGCGAAGGGUCAGAUUGUUCUCAAUGUUGUAUCUAGCAGUAUUGUGGCAUUGUUGUUACCCAAUGGACAAACUGCUCACUCACGAUUCAAAGUUUCACUAAGUGUUAACCAAUAUUUAAUCUGCACUAUAAAACAAGGUUCACCUUUGGCACGUCUUAUUUCUUCUGCAAAAUUAAUUAUAUGGGAUGAGGCAUUUAUGUUAAGUAAAUUUUGCUAUGAAGCAUUGGACAAGUGCUUGAGAGAUGUUCUUCAUUUUAAUCAUGGCUUUAAGCCUGAUGCUCUGUUUGGUGGCAAAGUUAUUUUUCUUGGCAGUGACUCCUGCCAACCUGUGAUUCCACAUGGUUCUCGGGAGGAUGUUAUAGAUGCAUGUGUUAAUUCUUCAUAUUUGUGGCAUUCUUGCCAUGUUUUACAAUUAAGGGAAAACAUGAGACAAUUUACUCUUAAUAAUAAGUCACAUGCAUUGCAAGAUCUGGUGUUGUUCGUUUAUCCUGAUAUAUUGCUCAACGUUUCUAAUGUUGAUUAUUUUAAAUAUAGGAAUAUCUUAGUAUCUACUCUUAAUGUUGUGAUGGAAGUUAACAAUUAUAUUAUGUCAUUACUCCCUCUUAAUGAAAAGAUUUAUCUAAGUUCUGACUCAAUCUUUAAUGAAAAUAGUAUCAUGGAAUAUGAAUUAUACACAAUGAGCACAGAGAUAUUGAAUGCCCUGAAUUGUUUUAGUAUUCCACAACAUAAAUUAGUUUUUAUGAUUGGUGUUUCAAUCAUGCUUUUCCGUAACAUCGACCAGUUAAUUGGUUUCUGCAAUGGAACAAGAUUGCAAGUUAAGGGACUUGGUGAUUAUGUUAUUGAAUGCGUGAUAUUAACUUGCCGUAGUAUUGGUCAUGUUGUAUUUAUUCCAAUAAUGAACAUGGUUCCUAAUAAUAAAACAUUGCCAAUUAGAUUUACAAGGAGACAAUUUCCAGUUGUAUUAUGUUUUGCCAUGAUGAUAAACAAAUUACAAGGACAAACAUUAUCAACUGUUAGUGUUUAUCUUUUUAGACCCAUGUUUAUGCAUAGUCAGUUAAGGGUGAGCACAUGUCGAUUUGGUUUGAGUUUAUGGUAA